Molecule: messenger RNA, 1119 nt
Organism: Podospora anserina S mat+
Lineage: Eukaryota; Fungi; Ascomycota; Sordariomycetes; Sordariales; Podosporaceae
Exons: 3
Coding region: 1-1119 (372 amino acids)
Source: RefSeq, a predicted model, not a curated record
AUGCUAGUACCCUCUUAUUACUUUGACUCUGCCCAGAAAACACCUACCCGGCACCAUCUCAGCUCGAGCAUGGCUCCCAUGGCUCCUCCGCCAGCAUUUGACUUGCGUUCUCAGGUUAUUGAAAACUGCAAGUUCUUCAGUCGUCAGGAUGCGGACAUCUCGUUGGUCACGGCACUGGAACCUCUGGGCAAGUUCAAGGCCCUGGUCCUGAGAGCCGAGCAGGGCGAGCGGGAGGUCCUCAUGUCCGAACUCGCACCUUCUCUCCAAGAGGCCAUCCACGGCCUUCACGUCAAGUCUGCCACGGCUGUGCAGAACUACAUAUCUACCAAUGGAUACGUCUUUGCCCCCAGCCUCAAGAAGAAGCGGAGCCUCAAGCCCUCGAGUGACGACAGCGAGGACGGAAGCGACAGCGACACUGCCUCUGUUUCUUCGACUGUGACGGUUGACCAGUCCCCUUCCACCACCUACGAGGAGGAGUCCUUCUCAGACAACGAGACCGUCUCCGUCACCUCGACUGGUCUGCUCAAGAAGCGCGCCAGGGGUAAACCAGCCAGGAUUUCCAACCCAUACACCCAAGCACCCCCCAAAUCCCAACCCGCCCGCCGCUCUCGCUCCCGUUCCCGGUCCCCCGCCCGAUCUCGCUCCCGCUCAAGGUCAUCUGAUGAAUCCUCCGAAAACGAGCUCGACUCGGACGUGCCAACGGUUGUCCCCCUCGCCAACCGCCGCCCCCCUUUCUUCAACGGCAAUGGGUUCUCCCAACGUGUGCGCUGCGUCCCGCCGCGCGGGUUUCAACCCAUGAUGGCUCCUCCCCCACCCCCACCCCCCGCAGAACACCCAACCCCCAAGCACGCCCCCCCCUUCCCCUCCCUCAUCCCACACCCCCAUUCUUACAUCACACCACCCCCCCCUCCCCUCCCUACCACCAAACCUAAACCCCCUCCCCCCCCCAAUCCUACCAAUCCCACACCUCGCGCGAUCCGCCGCCUCCUCCCCCUCCUCCCCCUCCGCCGCCGCCGCCGAGUGCGGGGACUGGGCAGAGGGAGGAGUAGAGUAGGGCUGGGGAUCAUAGGAUGUGAUGAUUUGGGGGAGGGGUGGGCGGAUUGGGGAGUGGUUGUCUAG